AUGUCAGAUGGAGGCCGUCGCUCCCGACGAGCCCGGGCCAAGGUGGUCAAUUACGCCCUCGAACAAGAAUUCAGUGAUGCGGAAGACGUCUUUGAAGACUCGGACAAGGAGGAGCCAGUGAUUGCUGCUCCCACUCCCAAACGGGGACGUCCGCGGAAAUCCAAAGGAGCUGCCGAGGGGGUCGUCUUGGUACAACAAGGAACGGACGAACAAGGAGCCUACGUUCCUCCCAAGACAAUGUAUACGGAAAAGGGAUACGAUCCGUCAUUGCCGCCAAUACGAGAGCGAUUUCCAUUUCUUCCGGAAUACGAAGAAGAUGGGUCUCCCCGGAUUGAACUCAUUGUGGGAAGACGACCCGUAGAUGGCAAUGAUGGAAAGGAAACCAAGGACGACGAUGAUGAUGAAGAAAACGAGGAAAAGGCUGACACGGAAGAAGACGAUGAUGAAGACGAGGAAGACUCGGAUGCCGGUCGAGGCAGAAGACGAGGUCGGCGAAGGGGUCGCUCGACCACCAAAAAGGAAAAGGAAACCAAAAAGAAAAACAAGAAAGAAUCGUCACCAAAGGAGAAGGAGUCCACCAUUGAAUACGAAUAUCUGGUCAAGUACAAGAAUCGCUCCUACCUUCACCUCGAAUACAAGACGGGUGCUGAUUUAGAAUCCAUGAACAAGUCAGCCAAGGGAUUGUACCGUCGCUAUCUACGCAAGUUGGCUUCCGGAAAUCACGACGAAGACUUUGAAGACCCAAACUUUGAUCCGUCCUAUGCCGAGCCCCAAAAGAUUCUGGCAGAAACGGAACAAGAAUUGACGCUGGAUCUUACCGAUAAGGAACUCAUGAAGUGGGAAGAAAAACGAGAAAAAGAAAUUGCCGAGGAAUCCUCCAGCGAAGACGAAUCGGAAGAUGAGGACAAAGAUAAAGAUAAGGAUGAGAAAGAAGGCGAUGAGGAUAAAGAAGACAAAGACAAGGACAAGGAGGGAUCCAAAGAAGGAGAAAAGAAAACAGAAGAACAUGAAGAAGAAGAAGUUGAAGAUUGGGAUGAAAAUGAAGAUGUCGACUUUAGUCAACUCACAGUAGAUAAACUUCGAAAAAUUGUCAACAAGGAUGGACCCUAUUACCCCAAAAUCGAAGGAUGUGAUAAUCCUUACCGAGACGGAUACAUUACAGAGCCACCGAAAAAGCCUCGAGCUUCAUAUCUCUUUUUCCAAUGUACCAUGCGAUCAUACUUUGCCAAGCGCAACCCCAAGGCUACUCAAGGAGAACUCAUGACCAUUGUGGGGGAACAAUGGAAUUCCAUGAAUGAAGAAGAACAGGCUCCCUUUAUUCAACUGGCCAAAGAAGAAGUCAAGGAAUAUGAAAAGGAACGGGCUCUCAUGGAACGCGCCCAACGACCCAACGAAAUGUGGCAACCCAUUCGGCGGUGCCUGAUGGUGUUGGAAACCUUGGCAAAAGAUGAGUUUUCGGACAUUUUUUUGGAGCCUGUGGAUUUGGAAGAGUUUCCAGACUAUGAAGAACUGAUUGAUCAACCUAUGGAUCUAGGAACCAUUCGAACCAGGCUCAAAAAUAAAAAGUAUCAAGCACCCGAGCAAUUUGCCCGUGAUAUGCGAAAGGUUUGGAACAACUGCAAGAUUUACAAUCGCCACGGAUCCGCAAUUUGGCACGUCGGAGACUACAUGUCCAAACAGUUUGAACGGAUCUACCAUGAGUGGGUUCUAGGCUUUCGGGAACGCUAUUUGCGAUGGGCAGAUCCACGUGCUCGUCCGUGGGAAGGCAAACACGAGAUUACCGAUGCCGAAGCUGCCGCACGAAAGAGAGCCGAACUAGGUGAUACUCCCAAAAAGACCGUCAAGCAAACAAUGUACCUGGUCAAAUGGGUUGGACUAGGAUACGAGUACUGCACUUGGGAGACGAAGGACGAUAUUGGAAGACCAGAUCUUAUUGCAGAGUACAAGAAACUCAACAACGCAUCGACAGACGAGCCAGACAUGCCCGUGGCGGUGGUGCAAAAAGUACUUGACGAUGCUGAGCACGUUAGCAGGGAAAAUGCGGGAGGAAAUCACUGUAUUCCGGAAAUGAGAGCACAGCUCUACGCACAAACUAGAGCCUUUCAGUUUUGCAAGUUCGCAAUGGAUUUGCCAGAGAAACUGACUCCAGAGUGUGGACCAAAGACACAAGCGAGUCACAACUCGGCCAAGUAUCCUCCUGAAGUAGCUGAGUGCUUGCAUUCAUUGACGUACAAAGUUUCACAAUCGAGUGCAUAUUCGAAUCUUGUCGAAUACCAGAAGAAGAUGCCACCUCUCCUGGCUGGGGAGUACGACACGAUUAUUCCAGUAACUGCAAAGGGUCUAAUGAUGAAUGUUGGUGAAGUGAACGGCUCGGUUGCCUUUCUUGGUUAUCGCCAAUUUCCUGAUGGAAGCAAGGGUCCUGCUGAAAUCAAAACCUUGAUUCGUGGUGCCGGUGAUCGGAUCAUUGCCGUUGACGGUGUCAGCACUAUCAACAAGACCUUCCAAGAAGUCAUUGGAUUCCUUCGAGAAAGUGGCAAAAACAAGUUUGCCUUUAUGCGAUUCCUUGAAGCCAAGCUCACCAAUGGGGACAGUAACUUGACUAGUUUUGGCAGACUUGGACGCUACGCAACCGAAGAGCUUAAAGACAAGUUCGCGCUGGAUCGAAAGGUAAUUCUUGCCAGUCGAAUGCAAGAAAAGGAGGAAGAAAAAGAGACCGAAGAAGUAGCCAACGACGCCGAUGGGGAAGGGGGGUCCGAUGAUGGUUCAGAAGCUAGCGAAGGUUCCUUCCAACCGGAUAGUGAUGAAGAGAAGGAAGAGGAGGAAGACGAAAAUAUGGUUCUGGAAAAGAAUGCUACUGUAGAUGAAAACAUGAGAGAUGUAGAAACGAACGUAAAGGCAGAUGAACAACCCGAGCCAAAAUCACAAACGCCGCAGAAGGAUGAUAAAAAAUCGGAAGCCAAACCCCAGGAGGAUCUUCCACGGCACAGAGCCGAAACGACUCAUUCUCUUGCCUAUCGAUUGCUUGACUUGGACGUAGGAUACAGCAGCGAUGAGGGAGGCGAUGAGGACUGUGCCUUCUACUUGGAUGGUGUUGACACAACCUUUACAGCUAAAACUGAUAUACCACCUGAACUAAUUGAGGCAACCGAGAAAGCCAAGCCCAAGGGGGUGAAGGAUGAUUCAAAGACUCUGCCGGUCAAGAAGAACGAGUUCAGCACUCUUGGCGAUCGAGGCAAGUUGAUUGCAGCAGUCAAUCUCACUUCAGAAGCACCCGACCCAGAAGACUUCGACAGAUUCCCGAACAUUUCCACGAAGCGUGAGGAGCUGGCGAGGGCGAAAGCAGCAGGUCCUGCAGUCAGUGCAAUGGACGUGGACGCAGAACAAAAAGUAGUGAAAAGGUCUACAGUGAAGAUUGAGCAAAUUAACGUCGACACAAACGAAGUUAUCAAUGUUUGGGCAAAUGCAGAAGCAGCCGCUGCGACACUACAAAUUCCUCUUAACGAGCUGAGACAGGUGCUUCGUGGGGAGUACGACGAAGACUUGGAAGAGGAGAUUGGUGGAUUCCGAUGGCAGUAUGCUCUUGCUGGUGCCACCGUCACUGCAGGGAAAGCUGAGUCCAAGGGAAAAGGAAGCAAGAAAGGAAAAGAAGCUUGGCUUCAAUUCCGAGACAGACUGUACGAUCCCAACGAACCGCACCUGUACAAGAACGAGAACAAACUUCGAGACUAUCAAGUCGAGGGUGUGAAUUGGUUGGCUAGUACAUACUACAAAAAGCAUGGUUGCAUUCUAGCUGACGAAAUGGGACUGGGCAAGACCGUGCAAAUUGUAUGUUAUCUAGAGCACUUGUAUCGAGUGGAGAAAAUUCGACGACCCCAUCUCGUGGUUGUCCCUCUCUCCACUGUGGAACAUUGGCGACGGGAGUUCGAAGGCUGGACAAAUAUGGUGUGCUGUGUCUACCAUGAUCGUCAGCGUGUGUGGCGCGAUGUUCUUCGGGAAUACGAAUGGUACUUUGAAGACCGACCGCACAAUUCUGACUAUCUGAAAUUUGAUGUUCUUGUCACAACAUACGAUACACUCAUCGGUGACUUUGACGUCAUCAGUCAAAUUCCAUUUAGAACCGCUGUUGUGGAUGAGGCGCAUCGUCUUCGGAAUCAGAAGGGGAAACUGCUCGAAUGCAUGAAAGAAAUCAGUGCAAGGGGAACAAUGCAAUAUGGAUUCCAGAGCCGUGUAUUGAUGUCUGGUACUCCUCUGCAGAAUGAUUUAACUGAAUUGUGGACACUUCUAAACUUCAUUGAGCCGUUCAAGUUCCCGGAUCUCGACGACUUCCAAGCCCUAUAUGGAAAUAUGGCAAGCAAGGAACAGGUCGAAGGUCUUCAGGGCAAAAUAUCGCCAUUCAUGCUUCGCCGUGUGAAAGAGGAUGUUGCCAAGGAUAUCCCAGCUAAAGAAGAGACCGUGAUUGAUGUGGAGCUAACCAGUAUUCAAAAACAAUACUACCGUGCGAUCUUUGAGCAUAACCACGCUUUCUUGAACAUGGGAUCCAGUCGAUCUAAUGCUCCAAAACUGAUGAAUAUUCAAAUGGAGUUGAGAAAGGUGUGCAACCACCCAUGUUUGCUCGAAGGAGUUGAACACCGUGAGCAGGACCGCCAGUUUAAGGAAUACCAAGAAGAAGGGAAGUUCGAAGGGAAAGCUCCUGAAGACAUGCAGCACAUGUUGAACGAACAUCUCUAUGUAAUGACGAGUGGUAAAAUGGUCUUGUUGGACAAGCUACUUCCAAAACUUCGAGCAGAAGGUCACAAGAUCCUAAUCUUCAGCCAAAUGGUUCGUAUGCUCGACCUCAUAUCCGAGUACUGUGAAUUCCGCAAGUUUCCUUACGAGAGACUGGAUGGUCGAGUUCGAGGAACGGAGCGUCAGAAAUCUAUAGAUCGCUUUGAGAGGGAUUCCAACAGUUUCCUUUUCUUACUCUCAACUCGAGCUGGUGGUGUCGGAAUCAACCUUACUGCAGCAGAUGUGUGCAUUAUUUUCGACAGUGAUUGGAAUCCUCAAAACGAUGUACAGGCCCAAGCUAGAUGCCAUCGAAUUGGUCAAACAAAGGAUGUCCGAAUUUACCGUCUAGUCACAAGUCGAACUUUCGAACAAGAAAUGUUCGACAGGGCUAGCAAAAAGUUGGGGUUGGAGCAAGCGGUUUUGGGAACCUUUGAUCAGCAAGAUGAUAGUGACAAACCAACUAGCAAAGAAAUGGAGCAACUCCUCAAGAAAGGCGCUUAUGCUCUCUUGGAGGAUGAGAACGAUGAAAUUGGCAAAGAAUUCUGCGCAGAUGAUAUCGACAACAUUCUGGCUAAGCGAACACGUACUCGUGUUGUCGAAGGUACCAAAACUGCAUCCUGGUUGAACAAAUCAGGGAUGGUUGUGAGCAAAUCCAAAUUUUCAUCGGACAGCAAGACUGCGGGUCUAGAUAUGGAUGAUCCCUUGUUCUGGCAAAAGGUAAUGCCCGACUUCGUGACGCCAUCAAUCAUGAUCCAGAAGCUGGAGGACUUAUCCGAUGAAAUCUUCGGCACCACCGGCAAGAAGAAAGGAAAAGGUCGGGGCCGAGGUAGAUGGAAGAGGAAGAAGGCUGGAGAAGAAGAAAAGGAGCAGGACGAAAACGAAAAAGCUAUCGAGGUGGAGGAUGACGGAGAUGAGAAGAAAGAUACUACUGAGACAGAGAGCAAGACAGCAAGUGAUGCCGAGGACGAAGAGGAGAAGGAGGAGAAGACUGAACUUACCAGAACUGAUUUGAAGAAAGUCUCUAAGUUCAUUUCUGAUUUGAAGAGUAUGAUGGAAGGUAUCUUCGACGAGGUAGAGGACGGCUCUUUACCAUCAGAAGAGAAAGCCGUUGCUUCGAAACUAUUGUUGACUAUAUCCGUAAAAGAGAAGCUUUUUAGCGAGGAGCAGCGGCACAUCGCACGAUCGAUGUUGAAACGGCUCGAGGGAGAUCGCCGCCGUCGCUGCCGAACAUCCGACGCCGCUGAUCGGGGACAUACUCCAUCGUCUCGGAAUAGAGGUGGUGACAUUGAAAUUCGUGAAGAGCUGAGAAUCGUUAAGAAGAGAAAGAAGCGCCGAAAGAAAGGGGAAGAUCCAAAUAUUGGAGACGACGGAUACAAGGUGCAUUCCGACGACGAAGAAGACUGGUCGGAUGUUGGGGAAGAUCUUUACGACAGCUCCGGGACGAAAAGGAAUACAAUUAGUCGCAAGGAGGCAAACCGAAGACGUCAAUGGGCUUCAGAUACGGAUGAAGCGACGGCUGCUGGCCGCCCAUGGCCCGUCUUUCCACGUACUAUGGUUUCGAAAGUACUUGAAAGUCUUUUGGAAAUUGUCAUGAAAAUUGACGAGGACAGCGGUGGCGUAUUUUCGGUUCCGGUUCCCGAAGAUGACUUUCCAGAGUACUAUGAACAAAUAAAGCAACCCAUGGAUUACGGUACAAUGAAGAAGAAGCUGGAUAAUGGAGAGUAUCGAUCUGCCCAAGCGAUGCAAAAGGAUUUCAUUCUGGUCAUGCAGAAUUGUCUCAAAUUUAAUGCCAAUGAUUCGGACAUUGUGAAGGAAGCAAGGGAGCAGGCUCUCAUGAGACCAAAAUUGCUGAGAGAAGCUGCUACGAAGCAUGACUUGUUCCUGGCCGAAGAUGGUUCUGUCUUUGAGAUUCUUGAUGAUGAGAAGAAGAAGGGAACUUCGGGGAAUUCGGGAACUCCAAAGAAACGGCGUAGACGUAGGAAGAGGGGCCCUGAUGGUGAAUUGAUGCCUCUUAGUGAUGAGGACUCGGACGUGAAACCAAAGAAAAAACGGAAAUCCAAGAAAUCCCUGGGCAUGGCUGAUGAUGCUGAUUCCGGCGACGACCAUGGUGAUAUGCCACUGUCUUCAAUGAAGAGCAGAAAGAAAAAGACUCGCAUCAAGAUUUCUGUUCCAGCAGGCGACGGUGAAGAGACUGAGCCCAAAAGCAAGAAGCGGCAGAGGGAGGACGAUGAAGAUGAUGAGUUUGUCGACGAUGAUGUGGAGGACGACAAUGAUGAUGAUGUGGAGGAUCUGCCAAUGCCAAAGAAACGUGGUCGAAAGUCCAAGGGUGGCAAUGAAAACUCGACCAAACGAGGUCGCAAGAAGAAAGAAGCCGACACCGAUGGUGACGAGGUGGAUCCAGAUUCCGUUAGUGCUGAGGCAGUCAUUGAAGGAGAAAAAGACGAGCGUGCCAGUACGGCACUGAAAGGUGAAAGGAAACGUUUGGGUGAUACCUUUGAAGAUGCAAGGAAAUUCUUCACAAAACGUGGUGCCUGGGAGUUGCCGUCUUCCGCUGAUCCCGCCAAAUUCAAAGAUGUGGCGAAGAAGAUGUUGUCAAAGCUCUCGAUUCUUGAUCGCUAUUCUAUUUUCGCGAAACCAGUGGAUGAAGAGGAAGCUCCCGGAUACUACGAAGUGGUAAAGAAUCCAAUUGACAUCCUUGCAAUCGAGUCCAAAAUUGAAAACGGAUCAUAUGGCACUGGUUCAGAGGCGUGCAAAACUUUGUAUGAAGACUUUCUGCUAAUGUUUGACAACUGUGCACUGUACAAUGAUGACGACGGCGAGGUCAUUGAAGAGGCCACCCGUAUAUUUGGAUUGCUACCUGAGACGUACGCGUCAGUUUGCGAAAGUGUCUGUCGAAAGUACCCAAAAUAG
Molecule: messenger RNA, 7674 nt
Organism: Cylindrotheca closterium
Lineage: Eukaryota; Bacillariophyta; Bacillariophyceae; Bacillariales; Bacillariaceae
Source: the annotation of a GenBank genome assembly